AUGGGUCUCCUAAACCUCACUCGGUCCCGCGACUCGAGAUCAAGACGGCCAAAGCUGCCGUUAUACCGAGAAGUCCCUCGCCAGGAGCGCACACAUCGCUCCCAGCGCUCCCCAACAACCAAAGAGCGCUACUCCGAUUCCUCAGACACCUCAGAUGACGAGGAAGAAGAUGACGACGAUCUCACCGAUGCCUCGUCAGACAACUCCCGACACACAUCCGCCUCGACCUCCUCGUCCGCGGCCAUGAUAUCUGCUGGCCCUACUCGCCGAAACGUCGCCACCGCCCAGACCCGGCGGCCGGCCACCCGAAAACCAAAGCAUCUCUACCGCCUCCCCAACCGCGUCAUCCGCUGCCUCUGCAUUGGCAUGAUCACCACCAUCAUCAUCUUCAUUCUCGUCCUGAUUCGCGCCAGCCAGCUGGAGAAUAGGCGCAUAGCUGAGGCCCACAAGAACAAGCGACCUGCUGCUAAUAAUCACGAACCCCCACCGCCAUGGGAAAAGUUCGACUUCCUAACGAGGUACUACGGCGGUGUGAAGACUUUGGUGUUGCUCAAGGAAAACAAACCGCAGUAUCCCCCGCUAACGGAGGGCGAGGAACUUUUUAACGUGACCAAGCCGCAGACGUGGCAGGCGGAGGUGCAGAAGAGGCCGAUGCCGAAGAGUAAGCCGUUUGGGGGGCAUCCGUCGGCGGUGUUGCCGACUGUCGAGGGGGAUGGGAUUCGGGAGUGCUCGCUGGACGAGGAGGGGUUGGUGAAGGUGCCGGGGAUUCGGUAUCUGGAGGGACGGCCGAGCGGGUUCCCAGAGAAUAUUCUGGGCUCGUAUGAGUUGCUGUCGCUGCCGGAAGAUAUCUGCUUUGAUCGGUUUGGACGGUAUGGGCCUUAUGGGUAUGGGUACUCGGUUGGGGCUGGUGGAUUAGGUGUUGGGGAGGAGGGUGAUCGUGAGGGUGCUGAGCUAGUUUGGGAGGGGGGAAGGAAGGUUGAUUACAGGAAGAUCGAUUGGGCUAAUGUUCAGCGUCGGUGUUAUCAGGCGAAUGCCGAAAGGUAUAAGCCGUAUGUUGAGAAGGAAGCGCCGCCGAGGGGGUUCUAUAUUGGCGAUGGACUUCAGCUCCAGAGCCCGAAGGUCCAGGGGCGGGAUACUACUGACGGUCAUACCAGAGAGAGCACCACCGAGGAGCCAGCCAAGCCGACGGGCAAUCUUCCCAGAACGGCUGUCGUGCUCCGGUGCUGGGACGAGUUUGUCUGGCGCGAAGAAGACAUCCUAAACCUGCGAGCUCUCAUCUCCGAGCUCUCUCUUGCCUCAGGCGGCAGCUACGACGUCCAUCUCCUAGUCCAAGUCCGUAACGACGCGGCGAACCCCGUUUGGGCAGACGAAGAGACCUACCGACGACACAUCAACGAGACCAUUCCCGAAGAGUUCCGCGGGCUGGUCACCUUCUGGUCGCAGACCCAAAUGCUUGCCGUCUACCAGGGUAUCCUCGACCUCUGGACGCGUGGUCCGAACUUGCCUGUGCACGGCUCGUACCGCGGCUUGCAGAUGGCCAUGCAGUAUUUUGCGCAUAAUCAUCCGGAGUAUGAUUACUUCUGGCAGUGGGAGAUGGAUAUCCGGUAUAUUGGUCACUAUCUGGAUCUGUUUACCAAGUUGGAGCGCUGGGCGAAGGAGCAGCCGCGUAAGGGGCUGUGGGAGCGCAAUGGGAGGUACUAUGUGCCGGCUGUCCACGGUUCUUGGGAGGAUUUCAAGCAGAUGGUUCGCGUGCAGGUCGAGCACGGCACCGUCGGCGUCGACAACCCCUGGGACCUUGGUAACUUCAAAGAGAAGACCAACAACAAGUCCCCUUCCACUCCCCACAGCGAACAACCCAUCUGGGGCCCCCUCCGCCCCGAGUCCCCCUCCGACUGGCUCGACCCCUCGUCUGACCCCUCCCCACCCACAACCUACGAACAAGACGCCUACACCUGGGGCGUAGGCGAAGACGCCGAUCUGAUCACCCUCAGCCCGAUCUUCGACCCCGAUGGCACGACCUGGCCUUUGGCCGACGACAUAACAGGCUACAACACCACCUCGGGACCCCGCGGCAAGCCCCCUCGCCGCGCACAAAUCAUCACCGCAUCGCGCAUGUCCCGCCGAUUACUAUUGCUCAUGCACCGACACACCUUCCUCAAGAAGCAGCACGCCUUCCCCGAGAUGUGGCCCGCCACGGUAGCGCUUCAUCACGGGCUUAAAGCGGUGUACGCGCCGCAUCCAGUGUAUGUGGAUCGUGCUUGGCCGACAGAGUAUCUCGCGGGAGUGCUGAACGCAGGAAAGAAUGGGGCGUCCGGGGGAGCAAGGACGAGUGUGUACGGGGAGAGGGAGCAUAAUAUGAGGGGACUAACGUGGUUCUAUAAUGCGGGGUUUGCAGGGAAUUUGUAUAAGAGGUGGAUGGGGCUGAGGGUGAACAAUGAUGGUGGGGAGGAGUUUGAGGUGGUGGAGGAUAUGGGGAAGGAGAAGGAUGGAAGUACGCCGGGGAGGAUGAAGGGGGGUGAGGGGAGGAUGUGUUUGCCGCCCAUGUUGGUGCACCCGGUUAAGGAAGUCGAGUUGCCGGUUGUGAAGGGGGCUGAGGGGGAGGAGAGGGUUGAGGGGUUGGGGCCGGAUGCUUAA
Thermochaetoides thermophila DSM 1495 is the source of this 2634-nucleotide messenger RNA. RefSeq lists its product as uncharacterized. Bases 1 to 2634 code for a protein of 877 amino acids. NCBI's taxonomy places the organism in Eukaryota, Fungi, Ascomycota, Sordariomycetes, Sordariales, Chaetomiaceae. The transcript has a single exon. The record is from RefSeq and is a predicted model, not a curated record.